Molecule: messenger RNA, 2001 nt
Organism: Mesorhabditis belari
Lineage: Eukaryota; Metazoa; Nematoda; Chromadorea; Rhabditida; Rhabditidae
Source: the annotation of a GenBank genome assembly
AUGAGGCGUCCACCGCCGUCACUUCGAUGUCAACUGCUGUGGAAAUGCCAACAACGACUUUUUGCAUCAAUAACCGGUCCUGGCCCUUCCACCCCUUCAACAACGUCAAUUGCGUCAAAUCUUCGCGCUCGCGGCGAUCCGACACUCGUUUUAGACGUCGGCGCCUACACGCCGGAUCGAAUUCGCAAUUUUGGCAUCGUUGCCCACGUCGAUCACGGGAAGAGCACACUCGCCGAUAGAUUGCUCGAGCUUUCGGGCCUCGUGAAGCCGGGUGAACGCGAAUCACAGAUGCUCGACCGGCUACAAGUGGAAAGAGAUCGGGGGAUCACUGUCAAGGCGCAAACCGUGGCCUUACCGUAUAAAGGCUAUCUACUCAAUUUGAUCGACACGCCCGGACACGCCGACUUUUCUGCAGAGGUCUCUCGCUCUCUAAUGGUCUGUGACGGGAUUCUUCUGUUAAUAGCUGCGAAUCAAGGUGUUCAAGCUCAAACCAUAGCCAAUUUUUGGCUUGCCUUUGAUCGAAGUGUGCAAAUCAUCCCGGUGAUCAACAAAAUCGAUCUGAAAGGAGUCAACGUGGAAAAGGUGGAAAAUCAACUCAAAUCGCUUUUCGACUUCAAUCCUGACGAAAUACAAAGGAUCUCUGCAAAAACCGGUCUCAACGUGGCGCCGAUUCUCGACGAAAUCAUUGCCAAAUGUCCGCCACCAGAAGCCGAUCCAAAAAAGCCGCUAAAAGCGAUCAUCUUCGACUCACUUUUCGAGCACUACCGCGGCGCUGUUGCUUUCGUUUUGGUGCGUGAGGGGUCGAUCCGGCGAGGGCAACGAAUACGAACAUACCACGGGGAAAAGGAGUACGAUGUUGUUGAGGUGGGUAUCAUGCGACCGGACAUGACCCCCGUUUCAGCGCUAAACGCCGGUCAAGUCGGCUACGUGAUUUGCAAUAUGAAGACGACGAAAGAGGCGACAGUCGGCGAGAUUCUGCACGCGGUGACAACGGACAAAAGCUUGAUUCAACCCUUCGUCGGCUUCAAACCCCAUAAGCCGACCGUUUACGCCGGGUUGUUCCCUGUGGACACAAGUGAUUAUGAAGAUUUGAAACAAGCUGUCGAACGUCUCUCCUUAAACGAUCCAUCCGUCGAGAUCAUCCCCGACAGCAGUCCAGCGCUUGGACUUGGCUGGCGUGUCGGCUUUCUCGGCGUCUUGCAUAUGGAGGUUUUCUCGACUCGUUUGGAGCAAGAGUACGAUGCGCAAGUUAUCCUCACGCAACCAUCCGUCGAAUAUCGGGCUCAUAUCAAGGACAACGAAACGAUUCGCAAGAAACGCUACAAUGGCAAAGGGGAGAUUCGCAUCUUCAACGCUUCCUCGUUUCCAAGUGAUGAGUCGGAUAUCGAGAAAUUCCUUGAACCCAUGGUUAAGGUUCGCUUGGUUGUGCCAGCGGAGAUGAUGGGCUUGGUGAACGGGUUGUGCUCGGAGGCGAGGGGAGAACGCGGAGAGAUCACGAGUAUCGACGAGGAGAGGAUGUUGAUCAUAUGGAGAUUACCGCUAGCCGAGGUGGUCGUCGAUUUCUUCGAGCGCUUGAAAAAGAUGACUUCCGGUUAUGCGUCGUUCGACUAUGAGCCAGAUGGGUGGAAAGAAUCGCGACUAAUUCGACUGAAUAUCAUGAUAAAUGGGAAAGAGGUACCGGAGUUCUCGCAAAUAGUCCCAGGGGUCAUGGCGAUGGCGAGAGCGAAAUUGUUAGUGAGUCGACUGAAACGCGAGAUACCACGGCAACAGUUUGAGGUCCAAAUCAAGGCCACCGCCGGGACAUCGACGAAAGCUCUCUCGCAAACGAUCAUCCCGCCGUGGAAGAAAGAUUUCUUGCAGCUAUUGAAAGGCAACAUAGGCAAGGGUGGAAUGGAACGGCUAAACAAGAAGUUGUCACAUCAGAAGAAAGGAAAAGCGAAGAUGAAAAUGCUGGGAAAUGUGCAAAUACCGAAAGAAGCGUUUUAUAAUGUUUUGAAAAAU